AUGAAUUGCAUGAGUGACCUCAACUCGAGUUUCGUCCUAGAAGUAAUAGCAAGACGCCUACCUACUCGACUGCAAAGGAAGUGGGUGAAGAUAGGCUCCCGUAUAGAGGAGGAAGGUAUCGAGCCAAAGUUCGAUGAUAUUCUGAAACUG
This is a messenger RNA of Trichobilharzia regenti, 150 nucleotides long. The record is from the annotation of a GenBank genome assembly. Lineage: Eukaryota; Metazoa; Platyhelminthes; Trematoda; Strigeidida; Schistosomatidae.